AUGACUUGCACAUUUUUAGAAUGUAGAACUUCCGGUUUCAAAUGUGAUGAGUCAUGUAGGAGGUAUGAGAGCCUCACUUUUGGAGAAUUUACCCAUAGCAAAAAAAUAAAGGGAAAGUGCAAGGUUAUCAGUGUUAAAGCCUCUGGCCCCCUUGCCUCCUUUUCUUCAUCUCUCGGAGCUCACACCCACAAGUCGGAGGCUACUGCACAACAGCCAUCAGACAUUUCCCUGAGAGUGCCACCGGGUGAUUCUGGCCAAGAGCCACAGUAUUCCAGCGCCGAGGCCAAGGCACCCAGUAGCCAAGGCUAUGGUUCUCACAACCUGGAUUCCCAUACCUAUCGCUUACCAGAGCUUGGGCAGUCCUCUGAUCAGACCCACCCUCAUUCGUCUUUGCAACACGGAUACCAAGAGCACAGUUCUCCUUCGAAAUGUAAUGAUUUUUCACUUAGAUUUGAUGCGUCUAAAGAUAUUGAUUAUCAAGAUACAGGUUCCAGAUAUGAUACCUCAGUGCCCCAUGCACUUCCGCAAAGGUUACAUGUUAGUAACAAUCCCACGUACACCAAUGUUGGGAUUCUCAGCUUGGAAAAUGGUUCAGGAGCUCUCCCUCAGUCAUAUUCUUACCUGAGAGAAAGAGAGAGUGAAAUCCCUGUGAAUACAAGUGAUGACCAUAUGGCAGCUCACAGCACCAGCCAUUACCUCAGGACACCUGUAAGGGAUUCCAUAAGUCAGACUGACUAUGCCUUUUCAGGAGCUAAUGUAUAUGAAUCUUAUGAGCCAGGUAACUUUGCUGGAGCAUACCAAUCAGAGCAGAGUAGUAGGAUAACAAGUAGUCCGAGCCAAGGAAGCACAAGUCAUCCUCUCACCAAAGAAACAAGAUCAUUGAGGAAAGAUAUUAAUGAUAUUGUUCUGAGGAAGCAAGCACUGGAUUCACGUCUGCAGUCGCUCAUUGCUCACCGUGCAGUACAGAAGGAAAUGGAAUGGGCACAGGCAUCCAAGUCAAAGGAUAAGAGGCAGCUUGCAAGGAGCCAGAGUCUGGAGGAUGACAGUAGGAGGCUGAAGGGAAAAUUGAAGAAGUAUAGAAGUAGAAGCAAGAGUCAGGAAGAUGAAGUAGACCCUCAUAGCAGAAUGUCAUCAUCUGUUAAGGACUGUUAUUUGAGCAUGAUCAGUGAAGAUCAGGAUGAGUUUCCAAGCUUGCAGAUGGGGAGCCUGGAGAAUGAAGAGAAAAUAUCAGAGCUUAGGAAUGAAGAGGCAGAUUUACCAGGUCUAGGCGACAGUGGAUUAAGCAGUGAAAUAAAUUCUAUUAAUGCUACCAUUCAAGAGCUUGUGCGGGAAAAUCAGCAGCUACAUGAAUUCCUGCAGGGAAUGACUGUUGAGUCUAUUGCAAAAGUAGACCAGGAGAAAAUAGAGCUAGAAGCCAAGAUCCAGUCACUUAAUCAAGAAAAUGAGUCUUUAAAGAUUAUGAUGAAUGGGAACAUUGAAGAAGAGACAAAUACUGGUGCAAAAAAGAAGCAUGAGGGAAAGGCCGUUUCAUUCCUUGUUUCAGAUGACAGUGUGGAGAAGCUUUUGAAAGAACAUGAGAUGGAAAGUGCUCAUGGCCAAGAAUUAGGUAAGAAGUCUCCAGUGUUAGAAUCGGAACAUGUUGCAAGGGAACUCUCAAAUAUUGCUGAUUCUUCACAAAGGGGACAAGAAGCACCUGUGGAUUCCCAGGAACAUUCCAGAAGAAUAGCAUUACUUGAAGCACAGGUCAGCGAACUUACCAGGCAAAACCAGAGUCUCGUGCACAAGAUUAGAGAAGAAAAGGAUGGAGAUGCUAGUGAUAAAGAUGUACAAAGUGAUUAUGAAGAAACAUCCUCCAGGAUUUUAGAGUUGAAAACCCAAGGUGCUGCAAGUGUGAGUGUUACCAGGGAAAUAGAGAAACUUCAGAGGAAAAUCAACAAACUCUUGAGAGAAAAAGAUGACCUAAACCAUAAACUCAACACAGAAGCAACUGAGAGGGACUAUGAGCAUUCAAGACUGGAAGCAAGAAUUAGGAUUUUGUCAGAGCAAAACAGGGUAUUAAGUGAUAAACUGGAUGAACAGAAAUCAGCCUCAAUUGGAAUAGACCAUGGCAGCUACCAUUCUGAUCAGAUUAAGAGUCAGAAUGACUCUAGCGUUGCUAUCAGUCUGAAUCAAGAUAAAUUUGAAAAAAGUACAGAUGAAAGCAAAUCUGCCGUGAAUAUGGGCACAACUAGUUCAAGAGAAGUAAGUUUUAAAAUAGAUUUUGAUUUGGAUAACCUUACAGAGGAUGAACACAAGUUUGAGUCAAAGGUUGGCUCAAAAUCCUCUUCUUCCAGACAAGUUUCUGAACAUUCCAGAUCAAGAAGUACUGAAUACAGUUCUUCCAGAGGGGAUGCAAAGCACACGCACUCAAGGGGAAGUGCUGAUUACAGUAGUACCAAAGAGAGUUCAGAGUACACAAGAUCAAAAACAGAGCCUGAGUACAGUCAUACAGAAGAAGCUGAGAACACUAGAUCUCAAAGGAGUGCAGAUUAUAGCAAGAGAGAUCCAGAGUACUCUUCAUUUACAAGAGAUUCUAAGGGUAUCAAGUUGGAUGAAGUUGAUCACAACUCCUCUGUCAGGCAGUCGGAAUAUACUGAAUAUAGUGCAUCAUCUAGUAGAAGUCAUAAAAGUGACAGGAGUACCAAGAAGAGCACAGCAUUUGAUGAAAAUGAUGAAUAUAGUCAGGUUGAUGAUGAUUCUAGUACAAAUAUUGAACAUAGUCUCCAUACUGAAAAUGUUGAUCAGUCACUAUCUCAGAGACUUUAUUAUAAACCAACUACAUCAUCAGAAAGAAGUGAGAAAACCUAUGGAAAUGAAUCAUAUGAUAGGAAAAAAGACAGCUCUCCUGAAACUUCACAUAAUAAUCAAAAGAGUAAAACUGAUGAAGUAAAACCAUACACUAUCGUGCAGCCAGUGAAUGAUCCCAAACUGACUUCACAACUUGAAGAGUUAUUAAAACAAAAUGAAAUGCUGAUUUCCACAGUCAAUGCUAUGAAAGUCACAACUGUUAUGUCUGAAUCUAGUCUUGGGUCAGCAAUGAGACAAAUUAUGGAAGAGCAUGAAAAGCUCAUGCAGAAUAUAGAGGAGAAAAUAAAUCAUGCUAGGGUUUCUGGUGAGCUGGAUGCUGAAUCUAGGAUGAACAAAUUAUUGCAGGAAAAACAGGUAUUGGUGAUGUCACUGGAAGAACAAAAACACAAGAAUGAAUCACUUGUAAAACAGAAUGACCUGCUUGAAAAGAAACUUCAACUUGUCAGAAAGAAUAGCAAGGAGUCAUUGAAUGCAGACCAGGAGACUAAUGAAAAAGAUAAGGAAGUUGUGUGUUAUGUCAAAACACCACCUACUCUUUGCAUAGCAUCAGAGGAGAUGGAUGCACCCUAUGACAUUGAAGUGGACUGUGAAAUAAUAGAAAGUUUCAAAGUAUCUGAAGAGAUUGUGAAUGGAAGUGAUGACUUUAAGAAGAAAGAAAUGGACAAGUUUCAACAGAAUAAAAUGGGAGAAGCCAUAGUUAAGGCUAGCUACCACUCAAUGCAAAGGAAAGAUGCAUCUAAAAGUACAGACAUGCAAAAGCAAGUGACAAAAACAAAAGCGGAUUCGCAGAGCAAGGGUAGCAGCAGACGAAAUAGCUUGAGUCUGCCGUCACUUAGUCGAAGAGGGUCCCAGACCUCGACCUUAAGGAUCCCGAAAAGCGAGGAUGAAGAACACGAGGAGGAGCUACAGGAUGAGCUGACUGAGGGAUUGAUUCAUCUGACCUCAAGGAAAGAAGAUGAGAAAUGGGCUCAAGUGCUAGAGCAGUCAGAAGAGGAAAAGCAAAUUCUUCAAGACAGAAUUAAGACUCUGGUGAAUGAGAAUGACUGUUUGGCAUCACGGCUGGAGGAGGUGAUGGGUGUGUCACGCAACUUGAGCGACCAGAUGCAUUCUGCGCGGGAGGAACUUGUUAAGGUUUCGGCAGAGAAGGAGGAUUUGCAGAAGAAAGUUAGGUCAGUUUUGUAG
Messenger RNA from Penaeus indicus, 4029 nucleotides. Its product is annotated as interaptin-like. The transcript is spliced from 4 exons. Lineage: Eukaryota; Metazoa; Arthropoda; Malacostraca; Decapoda; Penaeidae. The coding region runs from base 1 to 4029 and encodes 1342 amino acids. The record is from RefSeq and is a predicted model, not a curated record.